AUGCCCUACUUCCUGCCUGUGCGUUCCACCUUACUUCCGGACUGUGCGGUCCACAUGCAGGAAGUGAGUUUUCGUCGACUGCUGCAGCCUCGGCUCCCACUGAGUGUCCGUGGAAAUCAGGAGGGGGAGUAUAUAGAGGAACACAGGGGUCUGUACAAGGACAUGAUGAUGGAGAAUCACCGGCCCCUCACAUCACUGGAUGGGCCCAGUAACAGAGAUACCCCAGAGAGAUGUCUCCGUACUCUGUAUUCCCAGGAUUGUACAGAGGAGAAUCACAGGAUCCCACAGGAGGAUCAGGGUGAAGCCCAAAUAAAUAAUGUUAAAGUCAAAGCUACAGAGGGAGAAGAAGAGACGUAUUUGACUCAUAUAAAGGCAGAAGAUAUAGAGGGAGAAGAAGAUACGUAUGUGACUGAUAUAAAGGCAGAAGAUAUAGAGGGAGAAGAGACGUAUGUGACUGAUAUGAAGGCAGAAGAUAUAGAGGGAGAAGAAGAUACGUAUGUGACUGAUAUAAAGGCAGAAGAUAUAGAGGGAGAAGAAGAGAUGUAUGUGACUGAUAUGAAGACAGAAGAUAUAGAAGGAGAAGAAGAGACGUAUGUGACUGAUAUGAAGGCAGAAGAUAUAGAGGGAGAAGAAGAGACGUAUGUGACUGAUAUAAAGGCAGAAGAUACAGAGGGAGAAGAAGAGACGUAUGUGACUGAUAUAAACGCAGAAGAUAUAGAGGGAGAAGAAGAGAUGUAUGUGACUGAUAUGAAGACAGAAGAUAUAGAGGGAGAAGAAGAGACGUAUGUGACUGAUAUAAAGGCAGAAGAUAUAGAGGGAGAAGAAGAGACGUAUGUGACUGAUAUAAAGACAGAAGAUACAGAGGGAGAAGAAGAGACGUAUGUGACUGAUAUAAAGGCAGAAGAUAUAGAGGGAGAAGAAGAGAUGUAUGUGACUGAUAUGAAGACAGAAGAUAUAGAAGGAGAAGAAGAGACGUAUGUGACUGAUAUGAAGGCAGAAGAUAUAGAGGGAGAAGAAGAGACGUAUGUGACUGAUAUAAAGGCAGAAGAUAUAGAGGGAGAAGAGGAGACGUUUGUGACUGAUAUAAAGGCAGAAGAUAGAGAUGGAGAAGAAGAGACGUAUGUGACUGAUAUAAAGGCAGAAGAUAUAGAAGGAGAAGAAGAUACGUAUUUGACUGAUAUAAAGGCAGAAGAUAUAGAGGGAGAAGAAGAGACGUAUGUGACUGAUAUAAAGGCAGAAGAUAUAGAGGGAGAAGAGGAGACGUUUGUGACUGAUAUAAAGGCAGAAGAUAGAGAUGGAGAAGAAGAGACGUAUGUGACUGAUAUAAAGGCAGAAGAUAUAGAAGGAGAAGAAGAUACGUAUGUGACUGAUAUAAAGGCAGAAGAUAUAGAGGGAGAAGAAGAGACGUAUGUGACUGAUAUAAAGGCAGAAGAUACAGAGGGAGAAGAAGAUACGUAUGUUACUGAUAUAAAGGCAGAAGAUAUAGAGGGAGAAGAAGAGACGUAUGUGAGGGGUGAUCAGCAGUGUAAGGAGGAGGAGAUCCCUACAGAUAUCAGCACAGCAGGUGGACACACAAGCAGGAACAUCUCAGAAGGACAUCUAAUGUUAUCCCCGGAUUGUGACAUAAAAGAUAAUGACAGUAGACAGGAAUCUCCAGGAGCUAACCCCAUUACCCAAAUUAUUCAUCCAGCUCUAUCAGCUGAUCCCUCUGAUCCUGGGAAAUGUUCUCCUGAUCACUCUGAUAUUGGUGCAUCUGUGACAGCUCUGAGAGUAGAUACAGUGUUUCCCUGUUCUAUAGAUGCACCAUGUUUUACACAGAACACAAACCUUAUUACUAAUCAGCCAGCUAAAGCAGAUGAGAGGCCAUUUGCAUGUUCUGAGUGUGGGAAAUGUUUUACAUAUAAAUCUUAUCUUGUUAGACAUGAGAGAAGUCACACAGGUGAGAAGCCAUAUUCCUGUUCUGAGUGUGGGAAAUGUUUUACAUAUAAAUCUUAUCUUGUUACACAUCAGAGAAGUCACAUAGGUGAGAAGCCAUUUUCCUGUUCUGAGUGUGGGAAAUGUUACACACAGAAAUCAGCUCUUGUUACACAUCAGAGAAGUCACACAGGCGAGAAGCCAUAUUCCUGUUCUGAGUGUCGGAAAUGUUUUGCACGGAAAUCAGCUCUUGUUAUACAUCAGAGAAGUCACACAGAUGAGAAGCCGUAUUCCUGUUCUGAGUGUGGGAAAUGUUUUGCACACAAAUCACAUUUUGUUACACAUCAGAGAAGUCACACAGGUGAGAAGCCGUAUACCUGUUCUGAGUGUGGGAAAUGUUUUUCAUCGAAACCAGAUCUUGUUAGUCAUCAGAGAAGUCACACAGGUGAGAAGCCAUAUUCCUGUUCUGAGUGUCGGAAAUGUUUUGCACGGAAAUCACAUCUUGUUGUACAUCAGAGAAGUCACACAGGUGAGAAGCUGUAUUCCUGUUCUGAGUGUGGGAAAUGUUUUGCACACAAAUCACAUCUUGUUAUACAUCAGAGAAGAAGUCACACAGGUGAGAAGCCAUUUUCCUGUUCUGCGUGUGGGAAAUGUUUUGUACGGAAAUCAGAUCUUGUUACACAUCAGAAAAGUCACACAGGUGAGAAGCCAUAUUCCUGUUCUGGGUGUGGGAAAUAAACUCUUGAUAGACAUGAGAGAAGUCACACAGGUGAGAAUCCGUAUUCCUGUUCUGAGUGUGGGAAAUGUUUUUCAUCGAAACCAGAUCUUGUUAGUCAUCAGAGAAGUCACACAGGUGAGUAGCCAUAUUCCUGUUCUGAGUGUGGGAAAUGUUUCGCACAGAAAUCAGCUCUUGUUACACAUCAGAGAAGUCACACAGGUGAGAAGCCAUAUUCCUGUUCUGAGUGUGGGAAAUGUUUUGCACUGAAAUCAAAUCUUGUUACACAUCAGAAAAGUCACACAGGUGAGAAGGCAUUUUCAUGCUGUGAGAGAAAUGUAACCGCUCUUGUUGAACAUAUUAGACAUUACCCAAGUACGUAACCAUUUAAAUCUUCUGGAGUAUAAUUAUCACUGUCGUGCAAUGUUCCUCAAGGGGGAAUCCUAUCUCCUAUGCUUUAUAAAAUAUACAUGCUACCACUGGGUGAUAUAAUCAGACGUCAUGGCCUGGUCUACCACUGCUAUGCAGAUGACCUGCUUUUUGCUCCAUGUACUGAGAACCUAAUACCAAUCCUAAAUGGUUGUCUAGCUGAGCGCCAGGGGUGGAUGAUGCCAGUUAGCUGUGACUCAGUCUUUGUGAAACAUAAUAGAAGCUCACCAACAAAGGACAAGACUACAGCUUUACCAACCAUCUGGAUUUAUGUUUUGGUGUUCAGAAUUGCAAAAUACUGAACAUGUGCUGAAUCUUUGUGUUGUCCUGGUAUGUGGCUGACACAGACAUCAGGUAUCUGCCACAUACAAAUCCUCAUUCUUCCAUCUGUGGACCAUAGCCAGAAUCAAGCACUUGAUUCCCUCAGAAGUUCAUAGACUACUGCAAUGCCAUCUACCUGGGUCACCCAGCAAAAGAAUUACAGAGCUUGCAGCUAGUACAGAAUGCAGCAGCCAAGCUGUUACCUAACCUGCCCGUUCCUGCCACAUAACACCCAUUCUCUGCUCCCUUCACCGGCUGCCUGUAAGAUGACAAAUCUAUUUCAUAAUUGGCUAACUGACCUUCCCAGCCCAACAUUACAUGGUCCAAGGUACUAGAAGCAGCUUCUGCCUCCUUACUGCCCUGCUUGCUUGCUUCUACAGAUGGACUGUUACCAGCAGUACCAAGAAUCUCCUGUCAUUCAUUUAUGGGUUGAACGUUUAGCUUUGACCAUGGAACUCACUGCCUUGCACAGUCCAAGAGGCCUCCACUCUAGAGACCUUCACAAGCAGACUGAUGACUGUUACUCACGCUUUUCAUUAAUGUACCUCUAUUUACUUCCUAAAUAAUACAUCCCAAAUGCUUAGGUCUUUUUUCUGCUGUUUAUUUUGUAUCUUGUGCUUUGUGUAAAUGUGAAUGUCUAAUACCAGUUUGCACAAUCUGUAUUGCUGCACGACAAUAUGGCGGCCAUUGGAACGUGUUUUCACUUCUAGUUUGCCUAACUUGUUACAUACACUCAUCUUGAUCAGGAGUGUCGAGUGUUUUCUGAUACAAGAUCCUAUCCAUAUAUACCCUGUACAUUACCAUGUGCAUUAGAGUCACCCGGGUUUCAUCUGCGGUGGUUUGUUGUAUGUUACAUCUAUAUGGUGCAGAUACUCCCCUGUGUUUCAUAAUAAAAGCUUUUGUUUGCAUCUAA
Molecule: messenger RNA, 4292 nt
Organism: Pseudophryne corroboree (corroboree frog)
Lineage: Eukaryota; Metazoa; Chordata; Amphibia; Anura; Myobatrachidae
Product: oocyte zinc finger protein XlCOF7.1-like
Exons: 5
Coding region: 1-2652 (883 amino acids)
Biological process (GO): regulation of transcription by RNA polymerase II
Molecular function (GO): DNA-binding transcription factor activity; RNA polymerase II cis-regulatory region sequence-specific DNA binding
Source: RefSeq, a predicted model, not a curated record